Zerene cesonia (dogface butterfly) is the source of this 3219-nucleotide messenger RNA. It is a transcript of the gene jim, whose product is annotated as zinc finger protein 774. The record is from RefSeq and is a predicted model, not a curated record. The transcript has 3 exons. Lineage: Eukaryota; Metazoa; Arthropoda; Insecta; Lepidoptera; Pieridae. Bases 403 to 2328 code for a protein of 641 amino acids. Gene Ontology annotation, biological process: negative regulation of transcription by RNA polymerase II; regulation of immune system process; regulation of cytokine production.
GCUGCAACUGCGGCGCGCGCCGGCCGCAUCCAAACGAUCACCUUUUAUUUUUACAUUACGUAUUUCGUUUCGCGUAGACUUUUGGACCGCGGUAGUAUAGCGGCGCGAUUUGUGCAACAAAAUUGUGUUUUGGACCCUAAAAUGGAACAAAAUGAACAUUCGGUUAGAAAAACAAUAAACAAUUUCCCGGCAAAAUUAUUAACCGCAACUAAACGCAGUUCAAACUAGAUUAUUAUUAUUAUUUUUUUGUUUCUUUUAUUGAUUGUUACACUCAGUUCUUACGGCAACAGUUUAAGUUCGAUUACCGUUUAGUUAUCUUUAGUUUCCAAUGAAACUGUAACUUGAAGAAACUGUAACCGACAGAAGGAUAGAGAAAGAAGGGAAAUAGAAGAAAAAAAGAAAAUGGCGCUUGCUUCUUCUGUGAGCUUAUACUACUCUAUAGUACAACGUGCGGCGAGGCAUUAUUUAGAAGAUUACUGUCAUACAGAUACGACAGCACCUUAUGUCCUCUACAAGGAUGGAGUCGAGCGAGCACCCCCCGGUACGCAAUGGGGCGGUGCCGUGCUCGAUGGCGGCUACCAAACCAUGCAGCAUCAGAGCCCGGGCGGCCCCUCGCCCCAACCAGAACCGCAACUGGCCUCUCCAGCGCCAUCACCGUACCCGCCAGCACCACCGCCUCCAGACCAGUCAGCGGAUGAAGCCGCACAACAGCUCGCUCAGCAGCAAGCGCAACAACAGGCUCAACAACAAGCCCAACAACAAACUUCGCCAGAACACAUGCAAGUCGAACAGCAACUACAGAGUCAGACGCAACAGCCGUCUCAAGACCAUCUAGAUCGCACGCCUUGCUUUGUCCCACAGCCAGAUUUACAACAGCAGUACGCGACGCCGUAUUUCAAAGAAGCCAGACCCACUAGCCACAUGCUCGGAACUGGUGGAUUUCCAUUACAUUAUCUGAAACAGAACGGAGGCGUCCUAUCAUUAGAGGGACCGUUAGACCAAUAUGCAACGCCAGACUUGCGCCAUUUACCAGAUAUCGUGCAGCCCGAACCACCUAAGCCUCGGAAACAUAAUCCAAACUCUGAGUUGCGCUUGUUUAAAUGCCUCACAUGCGGCAAAGACUUCAAGCAGAAGUCGACGCUGUUGCAGCACGAGAGAAUCCACACAGACUCGCGGCCGUACGGGUGCCCGGAGUGCGGCAAGCGGUUCCGCCAGCAGUCUCACCUCACGCAGCAUCUACGCAUCCACGCGAACGAGAAACCAUACGCUUGCGUGUAUUGCCCGCGAUCGUUCCGGCAGCGCGCCAUCCUGAACCAACACCUGCGCAUCCAUUCCGGUGAGAAGCCCUAUACGUGCGGCGAAUGCGGCAAACAUUUCCGCCAGAAGGCCAUCCUCAACCAGCACGUCCGAACACACCAAGACGUUUCGCCGCACCUGAUCUUCAAGAAUGGCACCACGCCAACGCUGUGGCCUCAAGAUGUGCCCUUCCCACCCGAUGAGAACAAAGAAGAAAUACAAUCCACCUUUGGAGACGCAGAUGGACAAAAUGGCGAGCAGCGUGGGUCCUGUUUCUCUCCUGGAGACACGGCGCAGUAUCCCGCUUACUUUAAAGAUACAAAAGGCCUCAAUCACACGGUAUUCGGGUCAGGACUAUCUCUUCAAUAUCUAAAGGGCGGUAAGCUCCCAGACGUACUUGGCGGACGCGCAAUGCCACUUUAUGUCCGCUGUCCCAUUUGCCAAAAAGAGUUCAAGCAGAAGUCAACUUUGCUCCAACAUGGCUGCAUUCAUAUAGAAUCUCGACCAUAUCCAUGCCCAGAAUGCGGUAAGCGUUUCCGUCAACAAUCUCACUUAACUCAGCAUUUGCGCAUCCACACCAACGAGAAGCCGUACGGCUGCGUGUACUGUCCCCGCUUUUUCCGGCAGCGGACUAUUCUGAACCAGCAUCUCCGCAUUCACACCGGGGAAAAACCCUACAAGUGCACACAAUGCGGCAAAGACUUCAGGCAAAAAGCUAUUCUUGACCAACACACGAGGACCCAUCAAGGAGACAGGCCAUUCUGCUGCCCCAUGCCAAACUGCCGUCGGCGCUUCGCCACCGAGCCCGAAGUAAAGAAGCAUAUAGACAACCACAUGAACCCGCACGCGGCUAAAGCGCGGCGGGCGGACGCUAAGACGCCGCGCCCGCUGCCGCCAGCGUCGGCGGUCGUGAAGCCGGAGCUGUACUUCCCGCAGUGCUACGCGCCACCAUUCCAGCAGUUCUCCUCCGGGGCGGAGUUCAAACCGGCAGUGGGGCCGGGCGCGGCCGUGGCGUGCCUGCCAGCGCAGUGACCCACGCCCCCGCGGUGGCCGCCCGGGCCUCCCGCGCCGCACCACGCGCCCCCGCACGCGCCCUCUCACCACGACCUCUACGUCGACCGCCUCUACUGAGCCCUCCGCUACCGGCCUGCGACGACGACACGUGGAGCGUCGCGUUACACAGUAUACGACUCGCUUUUGCGAGCUUUUAUCGAGAUAUCGGAUCGCUGUAAACAUGCUUCGAUCUGUAAAUAACAGUUCUAUCCGGCGCCUGUCGCGAAUGUACAGUUUUCGAGAGUUCACAUGAAUAGUGUUACCGUCAAAAUGCGAGUAUAGAUAGCGUUUUUUGCCCCGUAAUAUUAAGUUACCACGUAAGAGUUAGGUUUCUCUGUGAUUCUUCAGUCGAAACUUGCUUCAGAAUCCGUGCGGAUCGAACCAGAGAUUAGAAUUUAAAACUCUUCGUUGAAAUCUAAAAAGUAAGAAAUUCUCUUUUACCACGUAACGGUAUUUCGCGAUGAAUGCUUCCGGCAUGAAAAUGUGCCCAAUAAAUAAAUAUUUUUUAGAUAUAUUAUGUUAAAUUUAUUUACGAGUGUUAAGAUUAUAAUAUCUGGCAAACGCAGGGUAUGGCGAAAGAAAUAAUAUGCUCAACGUUUUAAAGAUACUUAAAAUUAUCUGCGUAUUACGCUAUAAACUUAUUGGUAUGGAAUUCUUAAGAACAGUAAUGCAAGUACGCAAACCAAAAACGUAGGUUACCUUUUGCCAUCAAAACAUUUAUUUGUUAGUACUUACGAACUUAAUAAAAUGCAUUUAAUCUAGACGAGAUUUUUCUCUUUAACUAUGUAGGUGCCAAAUAAUGUAGUAAUUUCAUGUCAAUGUCCAUUUUGUAAUGUCCAUAUAUAAUAACGUUAAAAAAACACAUCGGAA